Perca fluviatilis (European perch) is the source of this 1807-nucleotide messenger RNA. Its product is annotated as proline-rich protein 15. The record is from RefSeq and is a predicted model, not a curated record. The transcript has 2 exons. Lineage: Eukaryota; Metazoa; Chordata; Actinopteri; Perciformes; Percidae. Bases 379 to 732 code for a protein of 117 amino acids.
GAGGCGGAAACCUGCUGGUUCAGUAGAAGAAAGGUCGCUCCAUAUAAAUGUGUUAACUCAUUUGUAAUAUUCUCAUGAAUUGCAGAAGAAGAGUAGAGAUAUUUGACGAGAGCAACAGGAGAAAAAUCAAACUGUCUGGAGGUGGGAGAUGUAAGGCAGCAGGACACCUGGCUCGUGCGUAAAAUGGAUACUGCUGCGACCCCUUGAAGGACUGCCGUCACAGUUGUGCUCCAUCACUGAAGAAGAAGACACUGAUCUGUCCUGUGGAUUUAUACCUCGGAACAAUCCAAAGUGUUACAUUUACACUUCGGGUUGCUUUAAGUGUCCACACGCUACAUUACACUACGACAGUAGCUCAGGUCCCUCCCUCUAGUCAAAAUGACAGAGAGGGUCCCAUGGUGGAAGGCAUUCCUGCCAAAAAAGAAGAGCGGAGGCCCUAAGGACACCAGUACAACCCACACCCUUGACCCGGACUUUGAUCCUUUUGCACAACAGACUGAGAAGCAAAAAGAUCCCGCAGCCUCCAAGACCAGCGGCGACCAGUCCCUGUCUCAACAAGAGUCCAGCAAGAGCUCCAGCCUCGCCAGCGAUGACACCUACGACGACUCCCGCCUGGAGUCGGUCUUCAACGAGCAGACAUGCCGCAGGAACAUGAAGGUGUCACGCUCAGGUCGAUUUAAGGAGAAGCGGAGAGUGCGCUCGAGCCUUCCUCUACAGGAGAAAGAGACUUAGAAUGAGGACAUGUGGUGACGGAGAGGAAGAGGAGGAGAAGAUGGAUCAGGAGAAGUUGAUCCAAGACUGUUGCUUUAGUAAAAAAAGAUGCUUGAAGAAAAGGAGAGGGUGUUGAGUACAUGAAGAUGCUUCAUUCUCUUGAGGCAUACCAAGAGGUCAGUUGUAUGUAAGUUGCGAUGGUGAUGAUGAAGAUGAGACGAUGAUGGAGCAUUUAACACUUAACCCAAUACUGCAGGAAUGAGGUUAUGAGGUAUAUGACAAAUUGGAAAUGUGGACAUUUUUGUUGAUGAUCAUCAACUUGAAAUUGAUUAUAUCUUUUCUUCAUGUUGGUUAUUGAACCAUUUCGCCAACAAUAUCCCAUAAUCAAAGCCCAAAAGAAGAGAUACAGUACUAAUGCUGUAAGUACUUAAGAGCGCAAUAUGUAGUGUGUAUCCCAAAGUGUCCCUGGUUCAGUCCCGGACAUUGCCAUCAUUGGAAAACUCCAAAAAUGACCUACAAACUUUUAAGAAAGCACAAUCCUUGAAUCCAAUUUUCUGUCAAUACUCAAGAUUAGGUGUGAUAUAAGCUCCCAGAAAAUAUUGUUCAUAAGAUGUCUACAUUAUUUCCGUCAUAAGAAUUAUAUAUGUUUGAUAAUGAAGAAUAGUAGUAUAAGUAAUGCUCCUUUUACUAAUGCUUUUACAAAACACAUGUUGAUUCUAAAGGGUUAGAAGGAUGUUUAUGAAGGUGUAAAAUUAUUUCAUUAUAAUGUGUGAAAAAAGAAAUCAGUUAGUGGAAGAAAUUAAGGAAUGCUUGUGAGCAGCUUUUAGUCAAGACGCACAACACUUGCCAGCAAAACUGCAUAAAUACUCUAAAUGAAGGACGAAGCCCAGCAUGCUUUAUGACAUAAUGGGUCCUAUUGAAGUAAGAAGGUAAUGUCGUGACUGGCGAUAUUUAGCUGAAUGAUAAAUGGCCAUGUAGCUAAGGAAACAUGAUCCGUAUGUAGUUUGCUUUGCAGGACUACUGUAUUUUGGACCACCUGUGAACUCCUAAAUGAAGGCAAAAUAUGAGAAAUAAAUCUGAUAACUGCUGAUAACAA